GCAUGACACCGUGUUCCCGCACUUCGACGGCCACUUCUCGAUCGCGAAACCCUAAUUAUUCCAAAGUCGUUGCGUCGCAAUCGAUGGCGAGGACGAAGCAGACCGCUCGGAAGUCGACCGGGGGGAAAGCCCCGAGAAAGCAGCUGGCGACGAAAGCGGCGCGGAAGUCGGCGCCGGCAACGGGCGGGGUGAAGAAGCCGCACCGGUUCCGGCCGGGAACGGUGGCGCUGCGGGAGAUCCGCAAGUACCAGAAAAGCACGGAGCUGCUCAUCCGCAAGCUGCCGUUCCAGCGGCUGGUGCGGGAGAUUGCGCAGGACUUCAAGACGGAUCUCCGGUUCCAGAGCUCCGCCGUGGCGGCACUUCAGGAGGCGGCGGAGGCGUACCUGGUGGGGCUCUUCGAGGACACCAACCUCUGCGCCAUCCACGCCAAGCGGGUUACCAUAAUGCCCAAGGACAUCCAGUUGGCUCGUCGGAUCCGCGGGGAGAGGGCUUGAUGGCCGGCCGAGUUGGUAAAGAACAAUGGGAAUGUGUCUUUGGCAUGGGCGUUUUGUUAUGCAAGUACCAUAUAUAUAUAUAUAUAGCCUUGUAACUGUGGGGUGGUAUGGAUUUGGACUUUGCUUUACUAAACAACACGAUGGAAAUGUUUCGGCUUAUUGUUGCUGAUUUCCCUGCACAUUUUGAUAGGUUAGGGAUUUUGUUGAGAUCAGAUGGCACCAACACAUGUAAAAGAAGUCAAGCUCACUCUGUAUACAAUGUCACGGAAUAUCUAUUGCAUGUCCCUACAGGUAAUCAUGCAAUAGCAAAUCGCCA
Messenger RNA from Musa acuminata subsp. malaccensis (wild Malaysian banana), 810 nucleotides. Its product is annotated as histone H3.2. Lineage: Eukaryota; Viridiplantae; Streptophyta; Magnoliopsida; Zingiberales; Musaceae. Gene Ontology annotation, cellular component: nucleosome; nucleus. The record is from RefSeq and is a predicted model, not a curated record. Gene Ontology annotation, molecular function: protein heterodimerization activity; structural constituent of chromatin; DNA binding.